Molecule: messenger RNA, 1047 nt
Organism: Nerophis lumbriciformis (worm pipefish)
Lineage: Eukaryota; Metazoa; Chordata; Actinopteri; Syngnathiformes; Syngnathidae
Source: RefSeq, a predicted model, not a curated record
AUGGCGUCCUCCAAAGCAGAUACCGCAGUUAGCAAUUGUUCCAAAGAAAAUGUCCGUAGUAGCGGUCCCUCGGGUGACGCAUCGGACAACCUCCAGAGGUAUUGUCUUGAUGAUCUGAUGAGCAUCGCCACAGUAGGCACUGGAACUUUUGGUCGCGUAUACCUAGUUCGUGACAAGAACAGCAGGAUCUUUUAUGCCCUGAAGCAAAUGAGGAUACCUGAUGUGAUACGCCUGAAGCAGGAGCAGCAUGUACACAACGAGAAGGCGGUUCUAAAAGAGGUCAACCACCCCUUCCUCAUACAACUGUUUUGGACGCACCAUGAUGAAUGCUUCCUUUAUAUGCUAAUGGACUAUGUGCCCGGCGGCGAGCUUUUCAGCUACCUUCGUAGCCGAGGCCGCUUCAGUAACACCACUGGUCUCUUCUACGCCUCUGAGAUUGUCUGUGCUAUUGAAUACCUCCACUCCAAAGAUAUAGUUUACCGUGACCUGAAGCCAGAGAACAUCCUGCUGGACAGGGAAGGGCACAUCCGGCUGACUGACUUUGGCUUUGCCAAGAAGCUUUCUGACAGAACCUGGACUCUGUGCGGCACUCCAGAGUAUCUUGCGCCAGAAGUCAUCCAGAGCAAAGGUCAUUGCCGUGCAGUGGACUGGUGGGCUCUUGGCAUUCUCAUCUUUGAAAUGUUGGCUGGGCACCCACCAUUUUUUGAUGACAAUCCAUUUGGAAUCUAUCAGAAAAUUCUGGCGGGAAAACUAGAUUUCCCGCGUCAUCUGGAUUUUUAUGUCAAAGACCUAAUCAAGAAAUUUCUAGUAAUUGACCGAGCUAGACGACUUGGGAACAUGAAGAAUGGAGCAGAUGACGUAAAAAAGCACCGAUGGUUUAAGGCCAUUGAAUGGGAGUCUGUUCCGUUAAGAAAACUGAAACCGCCAAUAGUUCCCAAAGUCUCCCAUGAAGGCGACACAACUAACUUUGAAGUUUAUCCCAAUGAUGAAUGGAAAAAGGACCCAUCUGUUCCACCAAGGGACUUGGAGAUCUUCAAAAAUUUCUAA